UUGUUUCUUCGUUCACUCUGUUUAUCGUAUUUGUUUUUGCGCAAUAUCCGGAGUCGCAAGGCUUUACCUUGAGAAUUUAUACUUGAAAAGAGACUUUUUUUAAAAGAAAUUGAAAUGACGAAACUGCGUGUAGCUAUCGUUGGCGCUGGGGGAAGUGGUUUGACGGCGAUAAAAUGUUGUCUGGAUGAAGGCUUUGAACCUGUCUGUUUUGAACAAGAAACUUACGUUGGUGGAAUGUGGAAGUUUACCGAGGAAAAUAGUAUUUCGAGUUCUGUGUAUCGCUCCACGGUAAUAAACACAAGCAAAGAGAUGAUGUGCUACAGCGAUUUUCCCAUGCCAAAAGAGUUCCCUCCCUUCAUGCAUAACACAUUUGUCAUGAAGUAUUUUCAAUUAUACGCUCAGAAUUUUGGCUUGGAAAAGUACAUUCGAUUUGGUCAGAAAGUGUUGAAUAUCAGUAGAUCUUCCGACUUUGAGAAGUCUUGCUCUUGGAAAGUUACCUCAAAGCCAGUUGUUGGUGACAGUGAGGAGAUCAAAGUUGAGAUAUUUGAUGCUGUUAUGGCAUGCACUGGACACCAUUGGCAACCAUCCUGGCCAACUUUCAAAGGAAUGGAGCUGUUUGAGGGUGUUCAGAUGCACAGUCAUUCCUAUAAAGACUUCAAGGGAUUUGAAGAGAAAAAUGUCCUUGUUAUAGGUAUUGGUAAUUCUGGUGGUGACAUUGCUGUUGAAUUAAGUCGUCAUGCAAAACAAGUUUAUCUCAGUACCAGACGAGGGUCGUGGGUACUUUCCAGGCUUGCCGAGGGGGGGUUGCCAGUUGAUAUGGUGUAUACUACAAGAUUUUUUAGCUAUAUUCCGAAGGCACUAGUAGCCAGUACAGUCAUAUCAAAGGUCAACAAGCGAUUCUGCCACUCUACAUACAGCCUCAAGCCAAGCCACUCCAUCAUUGGUCAACACCCAAUGGUGAAUGAUGCCUUACCACAUCAGAUCAUCACUGGAUCUCUGAUUGUGAAACCUAAUGUAGCACAAUUCACAAAGAACAGUGCUGUAUUUGAUGACGGUUCAACCAUCAGCAACCUUGAUGCUGUGAUUUUUUGUACCGGUUAUGAUAUGAGGUUUCCAUAUCUGGAAAUCGAACCGGAAAUCCUGAUGGAGAAUAAAGUCAAUUUGUAUAAGUUUGUUUUCCCACCUUUCCUGAAGAGAACCACAUUGGCUGUGAUUGGAAAUGUUCAACCCUGGGGAGCUAUCAAUCCCAUCAGUGAGCUGCAAUCUAGGCUGGCUUGCCGUGUCUUUGGGGGACAGGUCAAGUUACCAACUGAGGAAGAAAUGAACAUGGAUAUUUCUAUGAAACGAGAGGAAAUGGGGAAACGUUAUUAUGCCACCAAGAGGCAUAUAGUGCAGGUUGAUUUCACUCCGUAUUGUGAUGAGCUGGCAGAGAUGAUUGGCUGUAGGCCAGAUAUCAUGAAAUUGUUCCUUACUGAUCCUUUACUUGCUCUUAAAUGUUUAUUUGGUCCAUGCACGCCAUCACAAUAUCGCUUGAUGGGUCCUGGCGCUUGGAGCGGGGCCAAAGAGGCCAUUGAAAAGGCACACAGCAAUACUAUUUAUGCUACAAAAACAAGAAACAUCAAAGAAAACGACGCCGGUUCUCGAGUAAUGAUGCUGGUCAUGAUUGCCGGAAUCAUUUUAGCAAUAAUUGCAUUUCGGUUUGUAGUUUGAAUGUGCCGUGUCUGAUUUCAAUCCAAGGCCAAGCAGUUAUUUUGCUAGAGCCCUUCAAUUUUGUGGUUGAAUAUUUUUUGAUGAGCCGAAAAUACAUUUAGUUCACGCAAGCUCGCGGGUCUUUUAUCCCGCGAAAUAUACUGUACAUUCCGAUAAAAUUAGAUUUA
Dendronephthya gigantea is the source of this 1877-nucleotide messenger RNA. Its product is annotated as dimethylaniline monooxygenase [N-oxide-forming] 5-like. The record is from RefSeq and is a predicted model, not a curated record. Lineage: Eukaryota; Metazoa; Cnidaria; Anthozoa; Malacalcyonacea; Nephtheidae. The transcript has 3 exons. Bases 115 to 1710 code for a protein of 531 amino acids. Gene Ontology annotation, molecular function: N,N-dimethylaniline monooxygenase activity; NADP binding; flavin adenine dinucleotide binding.